This is a messenger RNA of Clupea harengus (Atlantic herring), 4547 nucleotides long. RefSeq names its product protein inhibitor of activated STAT, 1b (gene pias1b). Gene Ontology annotation, biological process: regulation of transcription by RNA polymerase II; protein sumoylation. Gene Ontology annotation, cellular component: chromatin. The record is from RefSeq and is a predicted model, not a curated record. Gene Ontology annotation, molecular function: SUMO ligase activity; transcription coregulator activity; zinc ion binding. NCBI's taxonomy places the organism in Eukaryota, Metazoa, Chordata, Actinopteri, Clupeiformes, Clupeidae.
UUGAAUAUGUGCGUGAGCACGUUAGCAUGCCUUCACGUGCUGUGGGCACAUCGCGCCUGCGCCAAGAGUAACAAGAUGGCGGAGAGUGGGGAACUGAAGCAAAUGGUGAUGAGCCUGCGAGUUUCAGAGUUACAGGUACUACUUGGCUACGCGGGACGCAACAAACACGGACGCAAGCACGAGCUGCUCACCAAGGCGCUGCACCUCCUGAAGCCCGGCUGCAGCCCCGCGGUGCAGGUGAAGAUCAAGGAGCUGUACCGCCGCCGCUUCCCCUCCAAGCUGGUGUCGCCCGUGGACCUGGCGCUGCCCAGCGUGCACCUGGCCCCCGGCUCCACCGUCGCGCCAAGCCCUGCGGCCGCUCCCGGCUCCCUGCCUCCCGGCCUGGCACAGAUGGCCUUCGACGGGCACGGCGCCCCCUCGCCCCUGCUGCCCGUCUCCCUGCUGGGCCCCAAGCACGAGCUCAGCGGCCUACCGCACCUGCCCGCCGCCAUGCACCCUCUCCACCCCGACGUCAAGCUGCAAAGGCUGCCCUUCUACGACCUGCUGGACGACCUCAUCAAGCCCACCAGUCUGGCCACAGACAGUAACCAGCGUUUUCAGGAGACGUGUUUCGCUUUCGCUCUGACUCCCCAACAGGUUCAACAGAUCAGCAGUUCCAUGGACAUCUCGGGGACCAAGUGUGAUUUCUCAGUUCAGGUUCAGCUAAGGUUUUGUCUGUCGGAGACGAGUUGCCCUCAGGAAGAUCACUUCCCUCCCAACCUCUGCGUCAAAGUCAACGGCAAGCCAUGCAACCUUCCGGGCUACCUUCCCCCCACCAAAAACGGCGUGGAACCAAAGCGGCCGAGCCGGGCCAUCAACAUCACCUCACUGGUGCGCCUCUCCACCACGGUCCCCAACACCAUCAUCGUCUCGUGGACGUCGGAGAUCGGACGGGUAAAUAGUUACUCCAUGGCUGUGUACCUGGUGCGCCAGCAGUCCUCCUCAGUGCUGCUCCAGAGACUGCGUUCAAAAGGCAUCAGAAACCCAGACCACUCCAGAGCCCUCAUCAAGGAGAAGCUGACUGCUGACCCAGACAGUGAGAUCGCCACCACCAGUCUGCGAGUGUCACUACUGUGUCCGCUGGGGAAGAUGCGGCUGGCGAUCCCGUGCCGGGCGCUGACCUGUUCGCACUUGCAGUGUUUCGAUGCCACCCUCUACCUCCAGAUGAACGAGAAGAAGCCCACAUGGGUGUGUCCCGUGUGCGACAAGAAGGCCCCCUACGAGCACCUCAUUAUCGAUGGGCUAUUUAUGGAGAUCCUGAGCAGUUGUGCGGACUGCGAUGAGAUCCAGUUUAAGGAGGAUGGGAACUGGCAUCCCAUGAGAUCCAAGAGGAUUGUGCAAGAGGUGUCCGCCACGUCCAACGGACUGGAGGACUCGUGCCGGUCAGUGUCAUCGGACCAUCGGAACAGCUCGUCGCGCGGCGGCGAUAGCCAAAGGGUGGAGAUCAUUGACCUCACACUGGACAGUUCCUCAGACGAAGACACGGAGGAGGAGCCCCCGCCCAAGAGGACGUGUCCGUCCCUGUCCCCCACAUAUCAACCCACCAGCAAAGGUGUGUUGAACCUGCACCAUCAGUCGUCUCCGGUGGCGCGAGCUCCCAGCAUGCCCUCCAUGGAAACCAGCUACAUCCCCCCGCCCCCACCUCUCAUCCAGGACUACCGCCACUUCUACCCCGCGCACAGCGAGCUGGAUUUGAAUUUCUUUCACUCCUUCUUACAGAGCGACAAUCAGCAUUAUAACAUGGUGAUGGCGGCGGCUGCAGCAGCCUCGGCCUCGGCGACCUCUCCAGAGGAGCACGAGCUCCUGAUGAACCGCUUCCUGCCCUACACCUCCUCCCAGCUGUUCCUGGACCAAUCCGGCGCAGUGGCCACGGCCGGAGGGGCGGGCCUGGGCUCGGCGAUGACCAAUGGGAACAGCGGCGGCGGCAGCAGCAGCAGUGGCAGCAGCAGCGGCCUGGUGUCGCCCGGCGGCCUGAGGGAGAGCAGCAGCCACGCCCACAGCUCGUCGCUAUCGUCGCUCUCGGCAACCGCCAGGAAUGACGCGGCAGCGGCGGUCAUGUACGGCGCCCUCCCUGAUGUCAUCUCACUGGACUGAACCCCACCACCACCAUACGCUGACCUCCCUCUACACAGAGACUAGCCUGCAGUGGACAGAGGAGAGCACUGAGAGAGAAAGGACGAGUGUGUGUGUGUGCGUGCGUGUGCGUGCGUGUGGUUGCGCGUGUGUGUGUGUGUGUGUGUAGUGAACCUGGACAAGGAAGUCUUUUUUUUUUUUUUUUCAACAGAGGACUGAAAGGUCAGGAAGUUGAAAGAGAAAAGGAGACUGAAGAGAAUCUAGACGCCCUUUUGUAUACAAGACAAAGAGGAGGAGGAAGAGGAGGAGAGGCGAAGAGGAAAAAACUAAUACUGUGUACAGAGAAGAGAAAUAUAUUUUCAGUUUUACUUUUGUACAUAUAUAUAAAUAUAUAUAUAAAUAUAUAUUAAGAAAAAAAAACACAGAAAAUGUAAGACACGACUGUCCUGAGGGUGACUUUAUUUGGACUUUUCCCUCGUGGACGGUGGAGAUGUGUGUUUUUUUCUUCACAGAUCUGUGUUUGUCCCUUUAUUAUAGAAUGAUCCCUUUUAUACUCUUUUGUUUUGGUAUAUGACUCCACUUCAGAAUCACUUCUCAAUCAUGCAUUCACCAUCGUUUUUAUUCCUGUGUCUCCGUUUGAAACCAUCAACAGACCCUGAAUCAGCUGAGGGUUUAGGAGCGGGAAGGACAGGGUCAGUAAACGUAUUUCAACUUUUCUUUUCUGUGCCGAUUAUUUAUGACGCUUUUAAGACGUGUAGAGAUGUAUGCAGUGCGAGAGCAUUCCUCACUGGUUGCCAUGGCAGGGUCUAGCCUUUAGAGACGCACCGACUACUGUGCUUAUUGCUUCCCCUUUCUCUCGUGCCCCUCACUCCAAAGGAUCUCGUCUCUCAAUCUGUCCUGAAGGGGGGAAAAAACAGGACUUGUUUUUAAAAUGUUGUUUGAUUUGACCGAAAGAUUUAAGCUCAUGUGGAUGCUCAAUGCCAUGAAUUAUUAACGAAUUAAUUAAUGUUAAGAUUCCCUCCAAACCAUCAGUAUAGUUCACCCGACCUGAAGGUGUGUAGAAAAACAAAAUUGUGAUGUUUCUCUUGAACAAACAUCAGUAUUUCUCACGUGAGGUUGGAGAAUGGUUGCCAGGCUACAUGCUGGAGGACAUUCUGCUGUGGUUAAAAAAAAAAAAAAGGAAAAAAAAGAAUAUGUUUGAAUAUGAGUGCUUGGGGUUCCUCCUAUAGGGAGACGGCCAUGGAAGGAGUCUAAUUCUAGAUCUCCGGUUCUUCCUAUAGGGAGACGGCCAUGGAAGGAGGCUGAUUCUAGAUCUCCGGUUCCUCCUAUAGGGAGACGGCCAUCGAACGAGGCUGAUUCUAGAUCUCCGGUUCUUCCUAUAGGGAGACGGCCAUGGAAGGAGGCUGAUUCUAGAUCUCCGGUUCCUCCUAUAGGGAAGCGGGCCAUGGAAGGAGGCUGAUUCUAGAUCUCCGGUUCCUCCUAUAGGGAAGCGGGCCAUGGAAGGAGGGUAAUUCAAGAUCUCCGGUUCCUCCUAUAAGGUCACCUCCAGGCUUCCCCUCCAAUUAUUAGCUUGAUAUUCCGCAGGAGCAGCUGGUUUAGCUGUCCCUGCCUUCUCCUGAUCAGAAGUCUUCUGGAUGAUGAGGUCCGUCAGAGGGACACCUCGCCAGGAGACUAAAUGCCCUUGACUUUUCCAUCUCUGUGGGAUUUAUUCAAAGAUUGAAUGUGUUUUAAAUCCCCCUCACUAUCAAAGCAAAGUUUAACGCACGCUGAAUAAUUCCAGAAUUUACAGCAGCUGCAUCUCUGCAUCUCAAAGCGACUCAAAAUCCAUGGCUCAUUCUGGCUCACGUUUGUGUGUCCUGUCAAUUUCCAAGUUCAAAGGUCAUUGGAUUGCUUAUAUUUCUAGAGAGGGGGGGGAAGUGUGUAUUGUUAUUUCUUCAUAUCUUACACAGAGGAACUUCCUCAAAACCCUAGUUUAUUUGAUCACUUGGCGCUAUGAGCUAUCAGAUGCUAAUUAGGCCUGUGGGGGAGGGGGAGGGGGGGUUACUGUAUACAGACUCGUCCUAGUGUGCUUUUUCAAAUGAAGUUACAGCUUCAGUAGAUUGGCUGGUUCUUUCUUUCUUCUUUUUCUUCUUCUUAUUAUAAUUAUAAUAUUCUUUUUCUUGUGUACAAAAUUUAAUUUAUUUUAUCUACAUAUUUUUACAUUUUGUUUGAUAAGUAUGUGUUGUUGUUGUUAUCGUACAUGUCAUUUCUUUCGUAAUUAUAUAAUUAUUUAAAGAGCUCUAUUGCUUUGUAUUAAAACUUUUUUUUUUUUUGGUCUCACUUGGUCUUGGUCUGUCAGGGGUUUAGACGUCCUUCCAUUUCCGCUGUCUGCCAUGUUGUUUCCGUUUUGAUUCUGUGUUGAAAAUUAAAACACAUAAAAGAAAGAAGAAAAAAAA